AUGGAUCUGAACCCUCCUGCAGGGGAGAAUUAUGCUCAUCCAAAUAUAUGUUUCUUCCACGUAGUAUUCAAGGCUGCAGCUUUGGCAUUUUACAUACUUUCAGCUCUAUUUUUUGAUAGCUUUGUCAUUAUUUUUGUCGUUACUGUGCUUCUAGCUGCUCUUGAUUUUUGGGUAGUCAAGAAUGUGAGUGGACGCAUCUUGGUCGGUUUAAGAUGGUGGAAUGAAAUAAAUGAAGAGGGUGAGAGCGUGUGGAAAUUUGAAUGCCUUGAUCAAGAGUCGUUGGCUCGGAUUAAUAAGAAGGAUUCAUGGCUGUUCUGGUGGACCUUAUACCUUGCUGCUGUUUUGUGGCUCUUUCUUGGGAUAUUUUCCCUCGUAAGGUUUCAAGCUGAUUAUCUUCUUGUUGUUGGAGUAUGUUUGACCCUCAGCAUUGCAAAUAUUGUUGGCUUUACUAAAUGCCGCAAAGAUGCUAAGAAGCAGCUUCAAGCAUUUGCCACCCAGACCCUUGCUUCUGGGUUCUCUUCUACCAUACAAUCAGCAUUUACUGUCGUUUGA
This is a messenger RNA of Fraxinus pennsylvanica, 552 nucleotides long. The record is from the annotation of a GenBank genome assembly. Lineage: Eukaryota; Viridiplantae; Streptophyta; Magnoliopsida; Lamiales; Oleaceae.